Messenger RNA from Fraxinus pennsylvanica, 2805 nucleotides. Lineage: Eukaryota; Viridiplantae; Streptophyta; Magnoliopsida; Lamiales; Oleaceae. The record is from the annotation of a GenBank genome assembly.
AUGUCGAAAACUACUACUCCAUUCCUCCAUUUCUUCACCAUUAUUUUCUUCUUCACCUUACCCUUUAUUCAUGGCAAUGCACAAAAUGUUACAGCUCAAGAACAAACUAUUCUUCUUCAACUCAAAGACUACUGGUCCAGUUUAACCAACAUCAGUCACUGGAUUCCGUCGUCCGACCACUGCACGUGGCCCGAGGUCACGUGCACCGAUGGUCGGGUCACAAAGCUCGAGAUCAUCAAUAACACCAUCAGUGAAACAAUCCCAACAUUUAUCUGUGACCUGAAAAAUCUAUCCUACAUUGACCUUCACGAGAAUUUCAUCCCUGGAUUCUUUCCUAAAUCUCUUUAUAACUGUUCUAAUCUCAAAUAUUUAGACCUUCAAGUAAACCAACUCGUUGGAAGAAUUCCUGAUGACAUUAACCGGCUUUCGCCUUGGCUUCAGGUUCUUAACUUGAGUGGGAACAAUUUCUCUGGUGAUAUCCCUGCAUCCAUUGGGAGCUUCCCGGAACUCAAAAGUCUCCAGCUUUCGACCAACUUGUUCAACGGUUCUAUUCCCCCAGAAAUUGGCAAUCUGUCCAAUCUUGAAGAAUUAAGUUUGAACGAAAACCCGUUUUUGCCACAUGCAAUACCAUCAAGUUUCACUAAGCUGAAGAAAUUGAGAAAUCUUUGGAUGUAUAUAACAAAUUUGAUAGGAGAAAUCCCUGAAAGUGUUGGGAAUUUGUCAGCUUUAGAAUCCCUGGACUUUUCUGAAAAUGGUUUAAGUGGCAGCAUCCCAAAUUCUCUGUUCCUGCUCAAGAACUUGACUUUUGUGUAUCUUUACAAAAAUAGGCUGUCGGGAUCAAUUCCUCGGACCGUUGAGGCCUUGAAUUUGGAGUUAAUCGAUCUUUCUGAUAACAACUUGACGGGAACAAUACCAGAUGAUUUUGAAAAGCUGACAAAACUUACCGGUUUGGCUUUGUUUUUCAAUCAAUUAUCUGGCGAAGUUCCAGUAGGUAUCAGUAGAUUGCCAUCUCUGAUAAAUAUUGGGCUAUUCAGCAAUAAUCUAUCAGGCGAAUUGCCACCCGAUUUUGGGUUACACUCAACCCUGAAUACAUUCCAAGUUGCGUCUAACCAUUUUGUCGGGUUGUUACCAAAGAAUUUGUGUGCUAAUAAGGCACUUAUAGGUCUUGUUGUGUUCGACAACAAUUUGACAGGUGAAUUGCCAGAAUCGCUAGGGAAUUGUGACAGUUUGAUAGUUGUUCGGGUUUAUGGAAACCGGUUUUCUGGUAAUAUUCCAGGAGGAUUGUGGACAUCAUUGAACUUAACUACACUGAUGAUAAGCGAUAACUUGUUUACAGGUCAGCUCCCGGAUAAAGUAGGGCCUAACUUGUCUCUGCUUGAGAUGUAUAACAACCGGUUUUCAGGUGAAAUUCCAGCUGGGAUAUCUUCUUGGGAGAACUUGAGGGUGUUUAAGGCAAGUAACAACUUGCUUACUGGUAAAAUUCCUAAAGAGUUGACUGUUCUUCCAUUGCUGUCAAGUAUUUUGCUAGAUGGAAAUAGACUUUCAUCAAGCCUUCCAUCGACAAUAAUCUCGUGGAAAUCUUUAAAUAUAUUGAAUCUCAGUCGAAACCAAUUAUCUGGUGAAAUUCCUGCAGCAAUCGGGCUUUUACCUGAACUUCUGUAUUUGGAUUUGUCAGCAAACAACUUUUCUGGUCCGAUCCCACCUGAAAUUGGCAGUUUGAGGCUAUCUUCACUCAAUCUCUCUUCAAAUCAGCUCUCUGGGAGAAUCCCGGGUGAAUUUGAAAAUGCAGUUUUCGAUUUUCGGAAUAAUCCAAGACUGUGCGCAAGUAAUCCAGCAUUAGGGCUCAGCAGUUGUCAGGCUUCACCUGCCAGAAAAUCGAACAAACUUCCAUCCCACUUAAUUGCUACAGUCUCAAGUAUUUUAGCAGUUGCAUUUUUAGUUGUUCUCUUAUACACAAUCUUAGUUGUUAGAACUAACAGGAGGAGGAAGCACGAUUUGGAGUCGACUUGGAAAAUGACUUCAUUCCAUAGAUUGAGUUUCACAGAAUCAACCAUUUCAUCUGGUUUAAUAGAGAACAACAUAAUUGGAAGAGGAGGGUCAGGAACAGUUUUCCGGAUUCCCAUAAAUCGUUCCGGUGCAUAUGUUGCUGUUAAGAGGAUUUGGAACAACGUGAAGUUGGAUCUGAAACUCGAAAAGGAAUUUCUAUCGGAAGUUCAAAUUCUUGGCACCAUAAGGCACUCCAAGAUAGUGAAACUUCUUUGUUGCAUUUCAAGUCAUAAUUCGAAGCUGCUCGUAUAUGAGUACAUGGAAAAUCGUAGUCUCGACAGAUGGCUUCGUGGCAAGAAUCGACCAUCCACAAUCUCGGGCUCGUUUGGUUAUAUAGCUCCAGAGUAUGCACAAACAAGGAGAGUGAAUGAGAAGGUUGAUGUAUAUAGCUUUGGAGUCAUCCUUUUGGAACUAGUCACCGGAAGGGAAGCUCGUGAUGGAGACGAGAGCUCGUCUCUGGCAGAAUGGGCAUGGCGUCACAUUCAGGAAGGUAAACAUGUAGUCGAUGCCAUGGAUGAGGAUAUUAAGGAACCACAAUAUUUGGAUGAAAUAAGCAGUGUAUUCAAACUCGGGAUUAUCUGCACUAGCAAACUUCCAUCGAGUAGGCCUACUAUGAAGGAGGUUUUGCAAAUCUUGCUCCGAUAUCGCCAUUCGUCGUUGCACGGAGGAGAAAAGAUGAUAAGAAACGAGUACGAUGUUGCUCCUCUACUUCAGAACUUGAAGCCCGAGAGGAAACUCGAACUCAACGACAGUGUUUAA